AUGUCCAAACUCUCACACGCAACCAUCAUCCCGCGCCGCUCUGCGGCACGCGGCCACGCAGACCACGGCUGGCUGAAUACAUACCACACAUUCAGCUUCGCAGACUACUAUGACCCAUCACAUAUGAGUUUUGGAUCUCUGCGAGUCCUCAAUGAAGACCGCGUCGCGCCCCAGACGGGAUUCCCGACGCAUCCGCAUCGGGAUGCGGAGAUUUUCAGUUAUAUUCUCAGCGGCGAGUUGACGCAUAGAGAUAGUAUGAUUAAGAAAGGCGCCGAAGGCAAGCAGGGAAAGGACUUUUAUCGCAUGAAGAGGGGGGAUGUUCAAUUCACGACUGGUGGAACUGGUAUCGCACACUCUGAACAAAAUGAGCAUAGCUCCGACACUGUUCAUUUCCUUCAAAUCUGGGCCACGCCCUGGCGCCGCGGUCUCACGCCGCAAUAUCACACAGUCUCAUUCAACGAAGAGCUCAAACGCAAGGCCUUCCUACCCAUCCUCUCCCCUUUAGCGGCAGGCAUAAACGCCACCGCAGCCGAGGAGAAAGAAGCCAAACCCAAGAUUGCCGACACAAUCCCGAUUCACGCGGAUCUCGUCAUGGGUGCUGGCAUCAUCGCUGUUGAUCGUCGAUUCAAAUGGAAAGUUGGCGGAGAAGGAGAGAAUGGGGAAGCAGUUGUAGAGAAUAAAUCUGAUCGCAAGGUUUAUGUGCAUCUACCCAUGACCAAGAAUGGACAUGCGAAGAUUAGACUAGAUGGAAGAGAAGGUGCGGUUUUGCAGGAAGGCGAUGGAGCGUAUGUGAAGGGGGUUAAUGUUGGGGAUGAAAUUAGUGUAGAGAGUAUUGGAGAGGCAGAGGCGGAGGUCGUGAUAUUGGAUAGUUAUUGA
This is a messenger RNA of Talaromyces amestolkiae, 876 nucleotides long. RefSeq lists its product as uncharacterized. The record is from RefSeq and is a predicted model, not a curated record. The coding region runs from base 1 to 876 and encodes 291 amino acids. The transcript has 2 exons. Lineage: Eukaryota; Fungi; Ascomycota; Eurotiomycetes; Eurotiales; Trichocomaceae.